Molecule: messenger RNA, 673 nt
Organism: Dama dama (fallow deer)
Lineage: Eukaryota; Metazoa; Chordata; Mammalia; Artiodactyla; Cervidae
Product: histone H3.1
Exons: 2
Coding region: 14-424 (136 amino acids)
Cellular component (GO): nucleosome
Molecular function (GO): protein heterodimerization activity; DNA binding; structural constituent of chromatin
Source: RefSeq, a predicted model, not a curated record
AACUCUCGUAGUUAUGGCUCGCACAAAGCAGACUGCUCGCAAGUCCACCGGCGGCAAGGCGCCGCGCAAACAGCUCGCCACUAAGGCGGCCCGCAAGAGCGCGCCGGCCACCGGCGGCGUGAAGAAGCCGCACCGCUAUCGGCCCGGCACGGUAGCUCUGCGCGAGAUCCGCCGUUAUCAGAAGUCCACAGAACUGCUGAUCCGCAAGCUGCCGUUCCAGCGGCUGGUGCGCGAGAUCGCGCAGGACUUCAAGACCGACCUGCGCUUCCAGAGCUCGGCCGUGAUGGCGCUGCAGGAGGCGUGCGAGGCCUACCUGGUGGGGCUCUUCGAGGACACCAACCUGUGUGCCAUCCACGCCAAGCGCGUCACCAUCAUGCCCAAGGACAUCCAGCUUGCCCGCCGCAUCCGCGGGGAGAGGGCAUAAACUGUUCUUAACAAGCUUGGGGGCAUUUAGCUUCCUCCCAAAGGCUCUUUUAAGAGCCACUUCCGUCUUCACUGAGAACAGCUGUUAACACAAGAAUAGGUUUUCCUAAAGCAGAAAAAUUUUAUCCGGGAUUUACAUAACCACAAUACAGAUUCUGCAUAUAAGGGAUGUCAUACGAUAUUUCUCCUACUCUGUGUGAAACUGUUUUAAAUGUAAAAUUUUGCCCCUUUUCUCUCACCAUAUACAUAA